Molecule: messenger RNA, 1149 nt
Organism: Suillus subaureus
Lineage: Eukaryota; Fungi; Basidiomycota; Agaricomycetes; Boletales; Suillaceae
Product: kinase-like domain-containing protein
Exons: 4
Coding region: 1-1149 (382 amino acids)
Biological process (GO): protein phosphorylation
Molecular function (GO): ATP binding; protein kinase activity
Source: RefSeq, a predicted model, not a curated record
AUGCUCGCACACACCAACAACCUCGGGUAUGAUCCCACAAUGCAUAUGUGCAAUCCUGCCUGCAAGGGCUUGCAUGCUGAUCUGCAGGAGAAUGCCAUAGGCUGGAUAGAAAACCAUGAUAAAUCCCAUCUAUCAAUCAUGAGCACCUCGGAUGGGAUGGAGUAUGCACUCAAAGACUGUUGGAUCGCUGAGGACAAGAAAAACCAUGAGGUGACAAUUCUCAAGAUGGUUGAAGGAAUCCCGAAUGUAGUCAAGCUCGUGGCCCAUUGGGAUGUCCUCUACGAUGGGGAGCCGGACUGCAUGUAUCAUAUUCGAGCUUCCCAUGGUGUUUGUACCUCUGGGUUUAUUCGCAGAUUCCACUGGUGCCUUCUGUUGACCCCCUGUGGAGAACCACUUGUGUACUACUCCUCAAAGCUUGAGCUGUUGAGAGCCUUCCAUGACUUUGUCUCGGCUCAUAGUUUAAUGCUCGCAAGUCACGUCCUCCAUGGAGACUUGAGUCCAAAUAAUUUUAUCAUCCAUGAUGGACAAGGUUAUUUUAUUGACUUUGAUCAUGCUCGCAUUAUUGCAGAAGGCGCUGUUAGUGUUCCUUCAGAGGGCACGGGUACUAGGCCCUAUAUGUCAAUUUGUCUUCUCCGGGAGGGUAUUGCAAAGGGUGCAACAAUCCAACACACAGCAAGUGAUGACCUGGAGUCAUUGUUUUUUAUCUUUGUUGAAUUUGUGACCACCUUUGAUGGGCCACGCAGCUUCAUGAAAGAUGAGGGCAGGAGGCCCUUGUGGGUUGAUAAAUUUGAGACCUCAGGUGCUGAUCCCUGGUUGGCAAAGCAGGGAUAUGUGCUUGCACCUCACAAUGACUCAUCAUUGAUGGAAAAAACUACUUCAUUCUUCACACCAUUCAGUCAAAUCAUACAGGAGUGGCAUCAUCUAAUUCUAGCAGCAGCCAGCGACCUGAGCGACCCCUCUGUUGGCGUAACUCAUGCAGUGCUCAUGGCACUCCUGAAAAAAUGGAUCUCUCAGCUCCCUGUGGAUGCUCCCACAGAAAUUAUGGUGCCCAUGGCAUCAUCAUCAAGAUUGGGACAUCCUCCACACGAUGAUGUCCAAUCAUCUGUGGGUGCUCAUCAUUCUACAUGCAUCCAACAGAGAGUGUCAUAG